AUGUGCAAGGCGGGAUGCGACAGCAUGGAGUGGCGAAGAGCAUCAAGUCAUAAAGCCAAGCGAGGCAUCUUGUGGGCUGGCAAAACUGAGAAUAAAGUGGUAAGCUCAUCCGGAGAAGUUCAGGCUGAUGUCCAACCUGGUGAAGCUGACGACAAAGAAGAUGAUAAGGUGAGCCAGCUGGCCAAACAACACGAUGCGGUUCAGAGCUACAAGGCAAAUGAGGUGACUGGAUGGGUUCGAGACUUUGACCCCAAGGACAUCAGCGAGUUUGCGGGUCAAGAGUACGCCGGGAAGGACCUGCUGGCGAUGGGCGUGGCAGAGCUCGACAACCUCGAGUUGGCAAAAGGGCCACGGAGGCGCCUGAUAGAGAGCAUCAAGAAGCUGAAAGCGGCGGCCGCCAUUAGACAACCCAAACUGAAGCUUCGCAAUGCAGGCACUGACGAUGAGGGUCGGAUCAAGAUGGUCGGUGACAUGCUGUCGGCGCUGGUCGAGCUGCAGCUGAAGGACAAAGACCUCUUGCAAGCAGCCAUCGAUGUAAUCAAGAAGCAGCUCGAAAAGCUACAGGACGACCAGGGUCGGAUCAAGAUGGUCGGUGACAUGCUGUCGGCGCUGGUCGAGCUGCAGCUGAAGGACAAAGACCUCUUGCAAGCAGCCAUCGAUGUAAUCAAGAAGCAGCUCGAAAAGCUACAGGACGACCAGGGUCGGAUCAAGAUGGUCGGUGACAUGCUGUCGGCGCUGGUCGAGCUGGAUGCAAACAGUGUGAUGAGUUCAGCUCUUCAGGAUGUGGAUGUCACAUCGGUGUUGGAGCAGGCCUGCAACGCAACCAGGAGUGAUGUGAAGAGCUACGGGCCAAAGCAAGUAGCUGCAUGGACUGCGGCAAAACUGGUUUCUGCCAAGUACGACGCUGCGGCGAUCCAACAGGCGCUUGGAGUGCUGAAGACGAGCGGCCCUACCCUGCUGAACAUCACAAGCCAAGAUCUCCAGCGCUGGGGGCUAGAUGAUCGCAGCAUCGAAAAGACCGUGCUCGAGGCGUUGACAUUUCGUGACCUCGUGAACGACGAGGCGAAGGUCCAGUACAACUAUCAAAACAAGGUGUGGGUAUAUGGCCGUCCGACAAGUUUCCCCCCAUGUGGCUACGUCCCAGACGCGCAGAUGCUGAAGAUAAGCAUCAAUGGCACGCAUAGCUCAGAGAUUCUGUUUAUGAACUCCGAAGGCAAGAGUUGUAUCCCAACCUUCCACGGAGAAAGUGGCAGUGGAAAGACUUUGCUAGCUGUGAUGAAGCCGGCUAUCCUACUGCAAGCCGAUCAAGGCGAUACUGUUCGGGUGUUCACUAUGACCGUCAGUGCCGAGGAGGUGCAAGAGAUCAGCCAAGCCCAAAGCAAAGAUGAUCGCGAUGACCGGUGCAAAGCCAAGGUCAUGAACACAUUCAAGAAGUGCAUCAAGUCGGCUUUGGGAGAUUCAGGUUCUGAGACGUAUCUGCUCCAUACCUGGCCGUACCUGAAGCUAAGGCUGGAGCACCCUGAUCCAGACGAUCUUGGCAAUGUGGUAUUUGUAAUCGAUGAGAUUGGAACAUGCCUCGAUUUUGCACGUGGAGUGGCGGCGCAACAAGAGGACAUAUACAAGCACAUGCAGCAGUUUUGCAAAAAUAAGAGCCAAUUGGUCAUGGCAGGCACUGCAGGUGCAGGCACUGUGGCAUAUCAGCCAUCUGUGGAAGUGUCGACAAAGCCAGAGCAAGUUUGCCUAGUCUUCGUCGGCAGCGUGAAAGACGCAACCUUCGGGCGUGCCCUAUGUGAAGCAAUGCUCCCCCUUGAAACUUGUGCAGUGAGAUACGACGACUUGAUGGAGGUCAAAUCUAUGAAGGCAUAUCUCAGCAACGCACGGACUGCAGUCUUGUUAGUGGAGGAGGUCGCGCGAUGGGUGAACAAGAAACCCGCAAACGUUGCAAAAGAGACCGUGCGUGACGCAUGGAAGCGUAGUCCUCAUUUGACAAGCUAUUUGGUGCCGAGCAAGUACAGAAUGCUCAAUCGCCUGCAGAGCGUGACGUGCAUCCGUGAUCAUGCCGAUUGCGCUUUGAAGCUGCUGAUGCACCCUUCGCUUCUGGAAAGCAAAGAUAUUCCAGAACCUGAAGUUGCCAGGAGGUGUGUGACACUAGGACUCGUGGCUAUUCCAGAUUCUCAACAAGCUGCAGCAAUCCACGCCCCCACCGGCAGCAAGUCAUAUUUCUCAACAACCACUUUCGACUCCUCUGAGGCUCUGAAGCAGAUGCUGCUUGCUGCAUUCGAAGUUCCGGCCAUUCUUCCAAAGGACGGACUGUCACUGGAACUCGUGGUGGCCGAGGCCCAGAGGCGCUUCUCAGAAGUGCUGACAGGCAAUCGAGCUACCCUGAAGCAUCUGCCGUAUGCUAUGCCUCCAGUGGACAAUCAGGAUAUGGAAGGCAUUCCAGAGAAUACAUUCGUGGAGAUUCUUGAUGCGCUUGCUUCCCAGCAAACAGUCGUGCUGGUCAACGGACCCAGUGCGCAGGGAGCUGACAUCAUCCUGCUUCGAGCGGCUCAGCAUACCAAGAAUUGCACGGCCACGAAGCCUUUUGUUCGCUUCGUGCAGGUUAAGAACCAGAAUCGUGCGGCGAACCAGACGGAUGUCGUGAGAACAUUGGGAGUUGCAGCAAAGGCAAACGCAUCCCAGAGCAAAUUUCAGAAACCUAACCCAUGGUCUGCGAUGGUACUGAAUUGGUUCUGCCGGGUGGUGAGCGAGAAGAAUUGCAAGAACUUGACACGGCACUUUGGACAGGUGCGAGAACUGAAAGGCAAACCUCGAGAGAUGGACGUGGAUGUGGAGCUUGUUCUCCUCGAAAGAGUGACGACUCAAAAGGCACCUCCAUCGUUACAGAAGCCGAGAUUUUUAAAAGAAUGCCCUACCUUCAAGCUGCAGAGUUUGGAGCACCUGGCUCCAUUUCCGACACAACUGCCGUCUAGUACGGCGAAAGCAUAUGGGCAGAAAAAGGCCAACCGCCGGAAAACUCCAGUGCAUUGCAGCUCAUGCGCUGGUUGUUUGCCUUGUGUGAAUGCUGGAAGGGUACUGCGUCGUGAACGUUUCCGCCUGGCAUUCAGGUGGACUGGAGCAUCGGGAGUGGUUUGCUCUACCCCAAACAAUAUCCCCGGUAUCAAGUGA
Molecule: messenger RNA, 3168 nt
Organism: Symbiodinium natans
Lineage: Eukaryota; Dinophyceae; Suessiales; Symbiodiniaceae
Source: the annotation of a GenBank genome assembly